AUGCUUUCCCCAAASCAAACCCRUUUUCCUUCCUCUUCCCAGCUGGAUUUCUGGAUYAACCCCUCAGCCUCUGCUGUCCCUGUGGAUGUGAGAAUUCCUGCUGCCAGUGUYCAGUCAGUCAAAGCCUUCCUGGAAUCCCAGGGGAUUGAAUAUUCCAUCCUGAUUGAAGACCUGCAGGAUGUCCUGGAUAAAGAAAAGGAAGAUAUGGCCGARAGUGCCCAAAGGCAGCGCAGCAGCGGCUUUGACUUUGGCACUUACCACACUCUGGAUGAUAUUAAUGAAGAACUGGACCAUCUUGCAGCUGAGUACAGCUUUGUGGAAAAGAUCCAGAUCGGCGAAUCCUACGAAAAGCGGCCUCUGUACGUCCUGAAGUUCAGCACUGGAGGAASCAAGCGCCCCGCGAUCUGGCUGGACGCCGGAAUCCAUUCCCGCGAGUGGGUCACSCAGGCCAGCGCCCUGUGGAUCGCCAACAAGAUUGCCUCUGACUAUGGAACAGAUGCUUCCAUCACCUCCCUGCUGGACAAGAUGGAUCUUUUCCUGCUGCCGGUCGCCAACCCCGACGGAUUUGUGUACACUCACACCUCGAACCGCAUGUGGAGGAAGACGCGCUCCAAGAUUCCYGGCAGCGUCUGCGUCGGAGUCGAUCCCAACAGGAACUGGGAUGCUGGRUUUGGAGGUCCUGGUGCCAGUAACAAACCCUGCUCUGACUCCUACCACGGGCCCAGCGCCAACUCUGAGGUGGAAGUGAAAUCUGUGGUGGAUUUUAUCAAAAAUCAUGGGAACUUCAAGGCUUUCCUCACCCUGCACAGUUACUCACAGCUCCUGAUGUAUCCCUACGGCUACAAAUGCACCAGGCCAGACGACUACGCCGAGCUGGAAUCUCUGGGCAGAGCUGCUGCCAGUUCCAUCCGCUCCCUCUACGGCACCACCUUCCAAGUGGGCACCAUCUGCAAGACCAUCUACCAAGCCAGUGGAGGCAGCAUUGACUGGAGCUAUGACAAYGGCAUCAAAUAUUCCUUYGCCUUCGAGCUGCGYGACACGGGGCGCUACGGCUUCCUGCUGCCYGCCAACCAAAUCAUCCCAGCGGCCAAGGAAACCUGGCUGGGCCUGAAGAAAAUCAUGGAGCACGUGAGGGACAAGUCUUACUGAGAGCUGGGCUGGGAUUCGGCCGUCUGGAGCACAAGGUUGUAAAUCCUUGGUGUGGUGUGAUGGCUGAAAUGAUGAAAAGGGCUGAAUAAACCCCCUGUGCAUUCUC
Malurus melanocephalus (red-backed fairy wren) is the source of this 1255-nucleotide messenger RNA. It is a transcript of the gene CPA2, whose product is annotated as carboxypeptidase A2. Gene Ontology annotation, biological process: proteolysis. NCBI's taxonomy places the organism in Eukaryota, Metazoa, Chordata, Aves, Passeriformes, Maluridae. The coding region runs from base 1 to 1149 and encodes 382 amino acids. The record is from RefSeq and is a predicted model, not a curated record. Gene Ontology annotation, molecular function: zinc ion binding; metallocarboxypeptidase activity. The transcript is spliced from 9 exons.